UUGUAAUUUUCUUAUGGAAAUAAAUUCCUCGAUUCCAUGGUCCUAAAACUAGCCUCACUCCCGAUGGAGCAUGACUUUGAGCUGAAUUCUCUGGAUGAAAAUCUGAAACGAGAAAUAGAGGGCCAUCACUUGUCAGAAAACAACAUUAACUGUUGCGGAAAUACCGACCAUCGGGGAGUUCAAGUCAAUCUAAUGGAGCAGCAUCUUCAACAACACCAGCCUGGCGCUGGUGUUUUUCAAUUUCCUGGCGUAGAAAUGCUUUGCCCUGCGGUAGGCUCGCUGCCAGGAGGGGUAAGACGCUCCGCUGUGCUUACUGCUAGUACGCCGGGAUUCACGCCAGACUACCACCACCCAAGUCUGCCGCAGUCGCCGCCGUCGGUUGAUGCCGUACCUUCUGACAGUCCUGCCAUGCAACCAGACGGUAGGACAAAUCUAGUGGAUGAAAAUAUGAUGUGGCCAUUAGAUCUCCGAGCAGAUAUAUCCGAAAUGGACAAUUGGAUGAUGCGACGUAGCUUUGGAGAUAUUUUAGCCGCACAAAAUCUCGAGGACCAUCAACAACAAACCGUGACAUCUGUUAUUCAGCAGCACAUUCAACAGCAGCAGCAACAACAGCAACAGCAGCAAAAACUGAAUGGUUGUAUGAAUGGAUACGGAGGCAGCAUCGAAUCCGGUCCUCCUUCAUCGCUCUCUGGUGGCUCUUUCACAGGCAGCGAUGAUUGCGAUUCCUUGACAGACAUACCAUCUCCAUCGUUUAAUCAAGUAUCAAAUGGAAGUGGAGGCAAUGCUGUUAGUAGGGCAAUGUUAAGAAUGGACCCCAGUAGCGAACCGGAUGCUGGUUUGACCGAUGAUCAACUCAUCCAUAUGUCUGUCCGGGACCUUAAUCGCAGACUUCAUGGCUAUCCUCGAGAAGUGAUUCAACGCAUUAAGCAGAAAAGACGGACUCUUAAAAACAGAGGCUAUGCUCAGAACUGUCGAACAAAGAGGAUAGCUCUGAAGUGUCAGUUAGAGAAAAAUAAUCGUAGUUUGAAAGCUGAACUUGAAAGGCUUAUGCAAGAAAAAGAAAUCGAAAGGCAAGAAAAAGAACGAGCUUAUCAGGAACGAGACAGGGCUUUACAAGAAAGAGACUAUUUCAAACAGCAAUUGAAACAGCUGUUCAGGUCCAGAGAAUGUUCCCAACAAGGAUCUCUGUCGUCUAGUUUGUCCAACACAAACGCUAGCAGUCCAAGUUCGCCUGAAUUCUAUAUGUGACACCAAGCGCUGGAGAUGUCAGUGAUCAACAGUUAUCAUUGCAGGUCUGAGGUAUCGGCCACUUUCUAAAUCUGGUGAAGUGAAACGUCAGUAAAAGGCUGAACUGACCACAUCACAAAAAACACAGCAAGUCAAUUACCUUUAUUGCCAACAAACAGAUUAUAACUUUUGAGACUCUUGAUUAGCUUGCCGGAAUGAAAGCAAUAAGUGCCAAAACGUGUUUUCAAACCAAAAGCAAGAAUUGUUGUGACCACAAGCUUCCUUUUUUUGUCAGGUUAUUAUUAUCUGAUAAUCUUCUUCGAACUAUAAACAGAGUUCAGCAAACUCUCUCGGUCUACAAGAAUUUUAAGAAUACUCGAUACAUAAGCCUAUUGUGGUCCUAAUGAUGGCUGAAAUUUGAAAAGAAACUGAAUUAUAUUGUCUAUUUUAUUAGAAAUUUGUAUUUGUGGAGAAGUUUGUGGACUUUUCUACAAUGAAGAAAAGUGAUAUGUAAAAAUGAAAAAGAUUUUUUUAUUAUUGCAUCUCAUACAUUUAAAUGUGUUACAAAAUUCAAAGUGCAAAGUGUUUCUGAAGCUUUUCUCCCAAGACUGAAUUUUAGUAGUGUGAGUCACAGAAAUCUUUGCAUGGGAAAAUAAGUUUAUUUAUCUAACUAAGAACUGUUAUUUUUUUAGCUAUUGAGUAAACUGUAUUUUUCGUUUUCGUUUUUGUUUUUAAUCAUUCGUCGACACUGUGCCAAAAUCACGAAUCUGCAAAAUCGUAAGUGCAUUUAAAAGUUCGGGAACGUAAUGGUGAAAAUUCGAGUUAUAAUUUUACGUUAUAAAUUUUAUAUACCUCUCAGAGAAUAUUCGUAUUUUUCUUUAGCCAUUCAACGUUUGAAAGCAACCUAGAAAGAGCGUUUAGUUAAAAAUAGCAAAAAAGGCAGCUUGGUGUUUUGGCAUAGUGCCUGCAGAUAUAUACAUAUAUAUCAUCCAUUAAAUAAAUGACUCAGAUAUUAUGAACAGUAAAAUAAAAUAUUCUUUUUAUAAAGUAACUAAAAUUCACAAAGAAUGAACAAAUUAUAAACUGUUUGCUUAAUAUAUAUUACUUAAAUCAAAUGCAUUCAAUGAAAUCACCUAAAUAAUUGUGAUGAUAUAAUGAAAUACAUUUUCAAUAAUUUGAAGCAUUUUAUCAAAAAAUAACUUCAUAAAAUUAAAGGAUGUUAAAUAUUAAAACAGAGGGAACGAUUUUAUACAAUUGGUUAGUAUUAUAAUCUUAAAAUACGAGUGUGAAAUGUCUAAUAAUUUUAGCCAUCUGUGAUACCCACCGCACCUCAUUUGUUUUCACAAAGAUGGUAUUUUCAAAUAUUUUUCAAAUGCCGAAAGAAAUGGGCAAGCCAAAGUCCUAUAAAUUAUAUCUGAAGUAGAGAAGAAUUUGAGAAAUUUGACGAUAAGAAAACCUGAAAUUUCGUGGAAUGUUCGAAACAUUAUUUUAUUGUUUAUACCUAAAAAGUGUAAUAAAUAAAUGAGAUGUUUUUUAAUUAUUUUUAGCCACGUUUAAAAAAUUAUUUUUAUUAAGAAUUUUUCAAUGUUUAUUUUUUUAGA
This is a messenger RNA of Stegodyphus dumicola, 2828 nucleotides long. RefSeq lists its product as uncharacterized. Gene Ontology annotation, molecular function: RNA polymerase II cis-regulatory region sequence-specific DNA binding; DNA-binding transcription factor activity, RNA polymerase II-specific. The record is from RefSeq and is a predicted model, not a curated record. NCBI's taxonomy places the organism in Eukaryota, Metazoa, Arthropoda, Arachnida, Araneae, Eresidae. Gene Ontology annotation, biological process: regulation of transcription by RNA polymerase II. Gene Ontology annotation, cellular component: nucleus.